AUACCACCUGUUACUGCCCAUCAAAGCCACAUACAAGUGCCCAUCAGUGCACAUCAAAGCCACUUACAAGCUGCCUUUCAGUGCAGCUAUCAGUGUCAGUCAGUGCCGCCUAUGAGUGCCAGUCAGUGCUGCCAAACAGUGCCACCUAUCAGUGCCAGUCAGUGCCGCCUAUCAGUGCUCAUCAGUGCUGCCUAUCAGUGCCAGUCAGUGCCGCCUAUUAGUGCCGCCUAUCAGGGCCCAUCAGUGCUGCCUAUCAGUGCCAUAUAUGAGUGCUGCCUUUCAGUACCCAUCAGGUGAUGCCUGUCAAUGCCCACCAGUGCCACCUAUCAG
This is a messenger RNA of Staurois parvus, 330 nucleotides long. Lineage: Eukaryota; Metazoa; Chordata; Amphibia; Anura; Ranidae. The record is from the annotation of a GenBank genome assembly.